AUGAGUGAUACAGCGCAGCAGGAUGAAAAUGACCGAGUUAAAAAAGAGAAUGGAGAAAUUUUCCGUCAGUUGAAUGAAAGCGAGCUCCGGGGGAAGGUCAAAGUCAUAAUCAUCAUAGGUCCUGCGGGCUCUGGUAAAACGAAUUUAGUGAAAUUGAUCACUAAUAAGGAUAUGAAAGUCGGACACGACCUGAAAAGCGGGUUUGGAGAUCCUGAUCUACCGGCUGAAGAAGUCGAGGCUAUAAUCUACUCCACGCUUGGUUACUUUACUCGUGCUCUCGGUGGUGUUCAUGGAGUACUACACGUCCAAAGCAUAUUCGAACCUCGCUCUUCUCAGGAAAUAAGGGAUAGUAUCCGUUUUCUCGACAAGAUUGCUAGUAAAAGGAAGGGAGACUUUGAAAAGUUGGAGAUGCAAAUGGCCAAAGAAGAGUGGAAGAUCUUUGGUAUUGACAGCCGCGAUGGUAGCAGAUCCUUUCGUUUUGGAGUCGAUGUCGAACAAGACAAUGACGAGGAUAAAGAAAUAGCAAAAAAGAAGAUUAUUAACAGUGUCUUCCAACGCUAUCGGAUAAAAAAGCCGGAGGAACUAGUUAUGCCAUUCUCGGAAUGGUCUGGUGGUGAGCAGUUUGUAACAAUUGCGAUGUAUACCAUUGGUGGAAUGGUCGUCACAGGCAUGGGAGGAAUACUUACAUUAGGUGUCAUGUUCGGAGAGGUGGCUGUUGAUUUUUCAAUUAAGUUCUUAUUUUGA
Molecule: messenger RNA, 744 nt
Organism: Talaromyces rugulosus
Lineage: Eukaryota; Fungi; Ascomycota; Eurotiomycetes; Eurotiales; Trichocomaceae
Exons: 5
Coding region: 1-744 (247 amino acids)
Source: RefSeq, a predicted model, not a curated record